Molecule: messenger RNA, 997 nt
Organism: Musa acuminata subsp. malaccensis (wild Malaysian banana)
Lineage: Eukaryota; Viridiplantae; Streptophyta; Magnoliopsida; Zingiberales; Musaceae
Product: RGS1-HXK1-interacting protein 1
Source: RefSeq, a predicted model, not a curated record
AAUGCACACAUCCCAUUUGCUUUCCGUUGCUCGUAUUAGCCCUCAUUCCUCUUCUCGAGCGAAAAGGGUUUCCCCUUCCUCCGUCUCCUCCCCGGAUUGCCGGAGAAGCGUCGAGAGAUGGAUUCCCGCUCCGAUUCGACUGGGCCUGCCGUUGGAUCCGCCCAAUCCUCGCAGCAGAGGUCCCCUCGGCCCUUGGAGAAGUUUCAGGAUCUUAUGCUAAGGGUAAGGUCGCACUGGCAAGCUUAUGAAGAUGCCUUAGUUCAUAACGCAAAAGAUGAGUUGCUGGUUGCAUAUGAUCACCCGCUUGAGGCAUGUGGCGUUGUUGUUGUUGCUGGAAUCCUUCUCUUACGAGGGCCUAGAAGGUUCUUGUAUCGUAAAACUUUAGGCCGUUUCAAAACUGAGGAGGAACGACUAACUGACGCUGAAUCAUUUUUAAGAGAAAUAAACGAAUCUGUCACAAAAUUGAAGAAAGAGAGCAAAAAUUUACUUACAAAAGUUAGUUACGGUGAAGAGGACUUGCAUCGUGGAAGGACUAAAAUCAGAGCCGCUGGACAUGAAAUCCAAAGGCUUAACAAAUCCAUCUAUAAGAUAGAAUCUGAAGCAGCAGAUCUGAUGGAGGAACUUCGGACAAUUCCUGGGAGAACUGCACUAGAACUUCGUGCAGAGGUGGCUCCUAUGACAUCUAGUUUGAAAAAUCAGAGGCUUGAACUGAAUGAAAGAGUCACCAAAAUAUCAGAACUUGGGAUUCGAGUUUGAUAAUAAAGUAUUUUGGCCCUAGAGUGGAGAUUUUUAAGAUCCCUCCAACAUGCAAUAAAAAGUACUUAUUCUUGCAUCUACUUUUGCUAGAGAGUUUUUACCGGCUACGCUCAUCGAUUUCCCCUAUUCGCAUAUUGCUUGGAGCACAUCUUUUGUUACAAGUAAACUGGAAAUCCUUAGGUCAGGACAUUGUAUUAUUUAAUGCAGCAAUGAAGACAGUUAAAAAAGUGAUUACAAAAUA